CGAAUAUUAAUUACACUUCGAAACAAUAUAAGCACCGGCCGCGUCGAAAUCAUGAUUCGCUCAUUCAUGCAUAUUUCUCUCCUCGAUCUGCGGCUCACUACACAUAAUGAGUGACCCAGGCUCCCCCUCUCCCGCUGAAGUACAGAAUCUCGUUGUUCUUUUCGUGGGGUUUGCGUUUGCCACUUUCUUAUACGGCUUGACGUUCUUUCAGAUGUACAUAUAUUUUUCUCGUUACUCGAAUGAUUAUACAUGGACAAAGAUCUUGGUAUAUGUCCUGGAUACCACUUCAACUGGCCUAGGUGCGACCACUUUCAAACGUGUUUUUCUGCUAUAUCACUAUCUGAUAACAAUGUUCGACGUGACAAUGGAUGUCCUAUAUGCAACACCUCUAUACUCAACGGUGGCUUCCGGCGUGCUAACAGCAUUACUCCAGGUCAUUCUUACUCUAAUCGCACAGUUUUUCAUUUUCUUAUUGUUCAUAGUUUGUGGUGGUCCUACGAGUAUCACUUCGAGAUUCGUCGGCACGCUAGUGGUCUUCUGUGCCUUCAUCGCCUUUGUUUCAGUAGGGCAAUUCUUCCAGCAAAGGCAGUUGUCCACAUUCGCUUUGCCCUCCAUGGCAAUCAUCGCUGGCAUAAGCCAAGGCUUCGCAGCACUCGCGAACAUCAUCAUUUUUAUUGCGAUGUGUUGGUCAUUGCGUCCAGCACGUUAUCCGGACAUGCUCCAGCCCGAGGGGAUGGUUGAAAACCUUGUUGUGCUGUUUGUUGGCCGCGGCCUGGGACUCGUCAUCAUUCAGCUGGCGUAUCUUGGCACAUUUGUUGCUUCACCAGGAAAACCAUACUGGAUAGCAAUCCAGAUGGUGACCCCCAGGAUUUACACCAAUAUUGUCUUGGGACUCUUGACCACCCGGGAAGUCAAAAACGGCGUCGGUCUCAACGAAGAAGACACCUUGUCUGAUCGACACGAUUCCCAAAACGAUGCUUUCCAAGACUCGCUUCGCUUUCCGCAACAGAAAGGCACUGACAUCAAUCUAACGUACCAUCAGACACAGCAGUCAUCGAGCUUUUCGCAACAAGGGGAGAACAGCAGGAGUACCGAAAUUGAAGAAGCAAGAAAAUCAUAUCCCGAUGACCAGAAUUCGAGGUCCAUUCAUUCUCAUCGCAGCGAACAACAUGCAUAUGACAAGGGAAGCUUGUCAUGAUCCAGAACUUGCGAUUCGCUGGUCGCACGCCUAUUAAUAUCAUUGUACUAAUCGUCGCUGUCGUCCC
Suillus discolor is the source of this 1265-nucleotide messenger RNA. RefSeq lists its product as uncharacterized. NCBI's taxonomy places the organism in Eukaryota, Fungi, Basidiomycota, Agaricomycetes, Boletales, Suillaceae. The transcript has 17 exons. Bases 107 to 1198 code for a protein of 363 amino acids. The record is from RefSeq and is a predicted model, not a curated record.